Molecule: messenger RNA, 3502 nt
Organism: Armigeres subalbatus
Lineage: Eukaryota; Metazoa; Arthropoda; Insecta; Diptera; Culicidae
Exons: 6
Coding region: 764-2752 (662 amino acids)
Source: RefSeq, a predicted model, not a curated record
UUGAAUUUUCUGAUUUUCGUUAAGAAAAACAUUUUACGUUGUUUUUCUGCAGCAAAUGUUGUUACGUCGUGUUGUAAGUGUUGCAAUUUUUUGUCGCAUGUGCGGUGAAACGUUUCAACUUGACGCAACAUUUCGACGUAUCAACAAUGCAGCGUACGGAGCAGCGUAACAUUUCGACGAAAGUAGCAUGACCUCGGUCAUGCUGACGUAUCAAAACGACGUAUGUGAUUUAUCUGUUGCAGAACGUUGUAACAUAUAUUUUUAUCAAAAUAACUGAAAUGUUCACACGCAGUGCAGAUUUCAGAGUCAGUGACGAUGAACCUUUCCAUAAUGUAUCGUUGAGGUGAAUUCAAUUGUGAUAAAUGUGUUUAAUUUCUAAAUAGGAAUAAAAAUAAAAUCUGAAAACUUCCAAGUCCAUUUUCUCAGUUUGAUCAAAAUGUUACAUACGCCGAUUUGAAAAAGUUCCCGAGAAUUGUGCAAAAUGCUACUGGCUUUCGAUAAAUCUAAUUAAUUCGCGUUAACAAGUGAUAACGGAUACGGGAAUUGUGGAUUCGUGCCGCAAGAAUUGAAGUUUGAGCGGAAUUCGAGUGUUGAAAUGAGCGAGAAGGAUAGUGAUUUUUGGAAUAUCAAAUUCGCAAUUUGAGGAUUAAGAAUAUUGUCGCAAACUAGUGGAAGUGAUACUAGCAAGAUCAAAUGGAGGUUGUUAGUGUUUGCUAGAAUUACGGGUGCGUAUUACAUCACAUACGGUGACUCGUUCAGAAGCAUGCUCGCUAUGAUGGACAGCAACGAGAAUGAGAAUUAUUGCUACCAACAACAACAUCAGCAGCAUCCUCAGCCAACUACGAAAGCCGGCGGAAACCUAAGCAAAGGGGCGAUUCCGAAGGCAAGCAGCACCGGCUUGAAAUACCAAAAUCAAUUCAACAACAACAAUAACAUUGCCGAGCAGGAAAACUUGAUGCCCCACCAAGGGAACGUGUCGCAUCUACAGGUAGUGGGCGGAAUAGAUGCCGGCGGAGAAAUCAACGGCACCAGCAAUGGACCCGAAUCGUUAUUGCAUUCAACAACUGACGACACAACGGAAAAAGAGUCCAAAGAGUCGCUUCCAAAUGUGAAACGGGAAGAAGUCGAAAACCUGCUGAUCAACCCACUGGAUGAAGAGGAAGGCGAUUUGGAUGGUGACUCUGAUAACAAUUCGCUUGGAAAUUUGUCCUACAUCAGCGAUAAUGGGCUGAUCGAAGAAAUCAUCCUGUUGCCGAACAACAUCUACUCGGAUGACGAAAAUGGAUCGGCAUCAGAUGACUGUAUCUACGCUUACCGAGGAGACGAUGAUGGUGCCCCUGCCCUAUUAGAGUAUCGUGAACAACCCGCGGACGAUGAGACUGACUUUCUAGAGAUGGAUUUCGAUCCGGAGCCGAGUUCAGAGUUGGAAAACCUCAAUGAACAUGCUGACUUGGACGCAGACAGUGUUUUUCAACCCGCAACACUACCAGUGGAAAGGAUUUCACGCCAGGAUAUUGUCCGGUCACCCCUCAAAAGUCCCAGCUUUGAAAGAGAUUCGCCGAAUCGAAGACAUGGAGAUACAUUAGAUCAAGCAGACGGAGUUGUCGUCGCUCCAAUGGCGUCCAUCGAAAUGAAGAAGACCGGUGCGAUUCCCAAAAAGUUUUCCUCCUAUUCUCAGCAAUCUGCCAAGGACGCAUAUGAUUUCGAAAUGGCUGGGCCAAGCAAACCACCAUCGAGAGGAAACUCUAAAAACUUGAAACUGGACCUUAAACUGUGCACCGAAGGAACCGGUUCUUCUGACUUUCGAUAUCAAUAUCCAUAUUACGACGAUUCAGAAUACAUCGCUGACGAUGACGACGACGACGAAUCCACCUGUUGUCUAGAUUGUACGGAGAAAAAGGGACUGCUUAUGCAAACCAAGCAAGAUCUAAGCUUGCAAAAAGUGUGUAGAUCAUGCUUUGCUCGAAACUUGCAUGUGCAUCAAGGAAGCGGAGGUACGGGUGUACAUCCGCACUUGGGGGAUUAUUUUGGGAAUGCAGCUCAGUCCCUAAACACGAGCACUUCUGAGGCGGAUUUGAUGAGUGCCCGAGCGGAACAAAUCGUACUACAAGCGUUGAACAAAGUCAACGAACUGAAAGCCACUCCACCGAGCAUGGGGUUGUCAAAGAGCAUGGAGGAACUGUGCGUCGAGUUGGAAGCGGGUCAUCGGGAUCAGGAAGUUCCCGACGAGUUUUCACAAGACCUUUGCGCCGAUAACACCGUGACAAUUUAUACCAUGAAUUGCGGGGAACUGACAAUAAUUGAAGCUCUGACGCGAAUCGGUGUAGCACCAAAUCUGGACGUUUUACGGCAAUAUUUUACUGAAUGUUACUCAGUAGACACAAGCAAAAUGAACAUCCCGCAGUAUCUGCUAUACAUGUCAAAACGCGAUUGCAACUUCAGAAAGUUGAUAGAGGCCAUCAAGUCGUGCUGUGAUGAACCAUUGGAUGUGCAGUACUAUCCGUUGGAUCCAUUCUCCGACACACCUGAAGUGGUCCCAAUCAACUCGAUUGACAUCGCCAAACGAUGGAACGCUAACACUAACCUGCGGCAGAUCAUAAACUUCAAACAUAAACACUUCCACACGCUGAAUGUUCUUGGCAAAAUCGUCAACAUACUUCGGCAGCCAUCACGAGGUAAGCACACAAGUCAGAUUAUCAAUAUUCCCCAGUACUAUAAAAGUGGUUCCAUUACGAUAACGAGGAUAACUUGAGCCACGUAAAAAGUGGACCUCAUGCUCUCUAUCCCAUUCUUUGGUGCCCAUCGACCUGGGGACUACUUCCAAGCUCCUAUUGUUUUAGAAACGGUCCUCGAUUCGAAUGAAAAAAAAAGGUCGCUACAAAGAUUCUCAGUUAGAUGCGUAAGAGGUAUGAGGAUUUAUCGAACUUUAAAGCUUGUUGCUGGCACAAACUAUAAGGUCAGGUAUUAAUUUAUUGUAUUUCGCUUCUGCUAUCCUAUUUGGGAAUAUGAAACAAAAAUACUAUCUACUUAUAUUUUAUGUAAAACUAUUGUACAUGAGCUUUCGUACUCAAAAAUAUUGAAGCGUUAAAUUGUGUAAAUAUAGAUUGUCAAAUAUUUAUUACUGCAAACUAGCGUUUAGUAAGCUGCAUAUCCUUGUUAGGAAGUAUACAACACGACGGGAGAAUCUUUUAGUUCCGAACGUAACACUAAGGUUAGACUGUUAGGGUUAGACUGUUUCAGUGAAUGUAUCUAUAUCCCAGUACACGAAAAAGUUAAAUCGAGAACGACAACAGUUAAGGGAAAAGAUGAUUAAAGCGGAAUAAAUAUCCUAUUUCAAUCGCCACGCGCAACUGGUUAUUAUGGGUUGUUGAAAGUAUUUAUAAAGAGCAACAAUUUGUAACAUCAAUUCAACUAUAAGCAAAACCACAAGCAACAACUAUCACAAGUAAUAACUAACUCACAAAUACCUAAUCAUACUGCUGAAAUACAAGUUAUAAACUGA